UGGUCUCAGGAGGAGCACAAGAAUCAGGGCUUUUGGUCGUAUAUUCACCCCCACAUCGACUGUGUGUUACAACACCUCAACCUCUCGCAUAAAAAACUUAGCUAUGCGGGAAGGGCUGUCUCGCCAUCGACAGCGACCGGUAGUAAACACAUCUUCAAGAAGGAGUACGCGAAGCAUAUGAACGACACGUUUGCGUUCUGAUCCACGGAUUCACCGACACCUCCGAUGCACUCGACUUAGAAAUGAUCGAAAAAUAAAUAAAUUUAUAUUAUAAUAUUGUUAAUAUUUUAAAAUAAGUUCUGUA
This is a messenger RNA of Oppiella nova, 304 nucleotides long. NCBI's taxonomy places the organism in Eukaryota, Metazoa, Arthropoda, Arachnida, Sarcoptiformes, Oppiidae. The record is from the annotation of a GenBank genome assembly.